Exophiala bonariae is the source of this 846-nucleotide messenger RNA. RefSeq lists its product as uncharacterized. The transcript is spliced from 3 exons. The record is from RefSeq and is a predicted model, not a curated record. The coding region runs from base 1 to 846 and encodes 281 amino acids. Lineage: Eukaryota; Fungi; Ascomycota; Eurotiomycetes; Chaetothyriales; Herpotrichiellaceae.
AUGACGAUAUUGGUCUUGGGUGGGAAUGGCAAGACAUCAAGUGCGCUUUCAACGCUGCUAGAAGAGAAAGGCAUCCCUUUGAUCACAGCGUCGCGAACGCCUUCAAACAACGGUUCACGGAAACAUAUCAAGUUCGACUGGCUCGACGAUAGCACAUAUGAUCUUCCGUUCCAGGCGGCCAACGAUCCGAUCACUGCAAUUUACAUGGUGGCGCCCCAGAUCUCGGAUCCAUUCCCUUCAAUGAAAGCAUUUAUCGAUCAUGCUCGGGGAAAAGGCACAAAGCGGUUUGUGCUCCUGAGCGCAUCUGUGAUCCCCAAGGGUGGUCCUGUCUAUGGCAAGGUGCAUGAGUACCUGGAGACUUUGGGCGUUGAAUAUGGGGUUCUCAGACCGAGCUGGUUCAUGGAUAACUUUAUCGACGAGAGCAGUCGGCAUCUAAGGUUCCAUGACAAUCUCAUUUCCUCUGCAACGCAAAAGGGGAGGGUACCAUUCGUCGCAACGAGCGACAUUGCCGCCAUGGCUUUCCACCUACUGACGGAUGAAAAAGCCCAUGAUACAGACUAUUUUGUCCGAGGCCCAGAGCUUUUGUCCUAUGACGAGGUAGCGCAGAUAAUUUCAGAGGUGACUGGAAAACCCAUCAAUCAUGAACACAUGUCUCUUGAAGACCUUGAGGCAAAGUUCUCUGCAUCUGAGAUGCCUCAAGAGUAUGCGAAGAUGUUGGCCGGCUUGGAUGGCCACAUUGCAAAGGGAUUGGAGGCCGAACUCGAUGAUGCGGUAUUGAGGGUGACAGGGAAUCCCCCAAAGAGCUUUCGCGCAUUUGCGCAAGAAAAUCGAGAGAAGUUGUUGUGA